This is a messenger RNA of Coregonus sp. 'balchen', 9171 nucleotides long. NCBI's taxonomy places the organism in Eukaryota, Metazoa, Chordata, Actinopteri, Salmoniformes, Salmonidae. The record is from the annotation of a GenBank genome assembly.
AUGACACGCGGUACGGACGUAGCCUCCUGCCAUCUGAAUGACUUCCAUAGAAAAUCUCUCACUUUAUAUAAUGCUCUCCGAGCUAACAGCGCCACCUAGCCCACAGACUUAGGAAACAUCCCAAUGAGAUAUAAGGAAAUCCCCAUUUACAGUGAGCUCCAUAAUUCAUUGGACAGUGACAUUUUUUUUGUUAUUUUGGUUCUGUACUCUAGCACUUUGAGUUUGAAAGGAUACAAUGACAAUGAGGGUAUAAUUUGAGGGUAUUUUCAUACAUAUCGGAUGAACCAUUUAGAAAUGACAGCACCUUUUGUACAUGGUCCCCCCAUUUUAAGGUACUACAAGUAUUUGUUAAAUUGGCUUCACAGAUGUGUGUCGUUAGGCAGGUGUAUUCAUUUGUGUCGUUAGUGAAUUACAUUUACAUUUACAUUUACAUUUUAGUCAUUUAGCAGACGCUCUUAACCAGAGCGACUUACAGGAGCAAUUAGGGUUAAGUGCCUUGCUCAAGGGCACAUUAACGUCAUUUAGCAGACGCUCUUAGCCAGAGCGACUCACAAAUUGGUGCGUUCACCCUAUAGCCAGUGGGAUAACCACUUUACAAUUUGGGGGGGGGGGGGGGGGGGGGGGUUAGAAGGAAUACUUUAUCCUAUCCCAGGUAUUCCUUAAAGAGGUGGGGUUUCAAAUGUCUCCGGAAGGUGGUGAGUGACUCCGCUGUCCUGGCGUCGUGAGGGAGCUUGUUCCACCAUUGGGGUGCCAGAGCAGCGAACAGUUUUGACUGGGCUGAGCGGGAGCUAUGCUUCCGCAGAGGAAGGGGAGCCAGCAGGCCAGAGGUGGAUGAACGCAAUGUCCUCGUUUGGGUGUAGGGACUGAUCAGAGCCUGAAGGUACAGAGGUGCCGUUCCCCUCACUGCUCCAUAGGCAAGCACCAUGGUCUUGUAGCGGAUGCGAGCUUCAACUGGAAGCCAGUGGAGUGUGCGGAGGAGGGGGGUGACGUGAGAGAACUUGGGAAGGUUGAACACCAGACGGGCUGCGGCAUUCUGGAUGAGUUGUAGGGGUUUAAUGGCACAGGCAGGGAGCCCAGCCAACAGCGAGUUGCAGUAGUCCAGACGGGAGAUGACAAGUGCCUGGACCAGGACCUGCGCCGCUUCCUGUGUAAGGCAGGGUCGCACUCUCCGAAUGUUGUAGAGCAUGAACCUGCAGGAGCGGGUCACCGCCUUGAUGUUGGCGGAGAACGACAGGGUGUUGUCCAGGGUCACGCCUAGGCUCUUCGCACUCUGGGAGGAGGACACAGCGGAGUUGUCAACCGUGAUGGCGAGAUCAUGGAACGGGCAGUCCUUCCCCGGGAGGAAGAGCAGCUCCGUCUUGCCAGGGUUCAGCUUGAGGUGGUGAUCCGUCAUCCAUACUGAUAUGUCUGCCAGACAUGCAGAGAUGCGAUUCGCCACCUGGUUAUCAGAAGGGGGAAAGGAGAAGAUUAGUUGUGUAUCGUCAGCGUAGCAAUGAUAGGAAAGGCCAUGUGAGGAUAUGACAGAGCCAAGUGACUUGGUGUAUAGGGAGAAAAGGAGAGGGCCCAGAACCGAUCCCUGGGGGACACCAGUGGUGAGAGCACGUGGUGCGGAGACAGCUUCCCGCCACGCCACUUGGUAGGAGCGACCGGUCAGGUAGGACGCAAUCCAGGAGUGAGCCGCGCCGGAGAUGCCCAUCUCGGAGAGGGUGGAGAGGAGGAUCUGAUGGUUCACAGUAUCAAAGGCAGGAGAGCUGUUGAUGAAUAGUAUUGAUUCUAGACUUUGCUAUUGCCUUUGGAGGUUGUUGUUGGGUCUGACAACAUGAGGAAGACAGCAGUGUCAAUGCAAAUGAAGCUGGCCGUCAUAAGGCUCAGAAACGAAAAUCAGGAAAUUCAGGAACAUUGCAAAAACCCUGGCCAUGCCCAAGUCAACAGUUUGGUUCAUCAUUAACAAGAAAAAAACAACCGGUGAACUCAAUUAUGUCAAAAAACCCGGUAGACCGAGGAAGACCACUGUAGUGGAUGACCGGAGAAUACUCUCUAUGUUGAAGAAAACCCCCCUGACAACAGCCCAACAGAUCAAAAACACUCUCCUGGAUGCAGGUGUAGAUGUGUCAAAGUCUACCAUACGUAGAAGACUACACCAGCAGGACUACAGAGAUUACACUACAAGAUGCAAACCACUGAUAAGCCUGAAGAACAGAAAGGCGAGAUUACAGUUUGCUAAAAAGCACCUAAAAGAGCCCCAAGAGUUCUGGAAAAAAGUAUUGUGGACAGAUGAGACAAAGAUUAACAUGUACCAGAGUGAUGGAAAGUAUGGAGAAAAAAAUGAAAUGCCCAUGAUCCAAAGCAUACCACUUCAUCCGUGAAACAUGGUGGAGGGGGUGUUUUGGCUUGGGCCUGUAUGGCUGCCAGUGGAACAGGCUCACUUGUCUUCAUCGAUGAUGUGACUGCAGACAGAAGUAGAACAAUGAAUUCUGAAGUCUACAGAAAUAUUUUAUCUGCUCAGAUAAAACCAAAUGCCUCCAAACUCAUUGGACGGCACUUCAUCAUGCAACAAGACAAUUACCCUAAACAUACUGCCAGAGCAACGAAGGGGUUUUUGAUGGUCAAAAAGUGGAAAAUCCUUGACUGGCCGAGUCAAUCACCAGAUCUGAAUCCAAUUGAACAUGCAUUUUACAUGCUGAAGAGGAGACUGAAGGCAAUAAGUCUCCGAAACAAGCAGGAACUGAAGAUGGCUGCAGUACAGGCCUGGCAGAGCAUCACCAGGGAAGAUACCCAGCGUCUGGUGAUGGCGAUGCAUCGCAGACUUCAAGCAGUCAUUGCAUGCAAAGGAUAUGCAACCAAAUAUUAACAAUGAUUACUUUAUUCUACAUUAUGUUAAACUGUCCAAUGUUUUUUGAUGCCCGAAAAUGGGUGGACCAUGUAUAAAAGCUUCUAUAAUUCCUAAACGGUUCAUCCGAUAUGUAUGAAAAUACCCUAAAAUUAAAGCUGACAGUCUGCACUUCACCCCCAUUGUAUCCUUUCAAACUCAAAGUGCUAGAGUACAGAACCAAAAUAACAAAAAAAUGGUCACUGUCCAAUGAAUUAUGGAGCUCACUGUAAAUCAUUGAAAACAUUCAAUUAUAAUCCUACCUCACAUCAAUAAUCGUUUGUUUCAAUCUAAUUCCUCAUAACUACUCCAGAAGAGUACAUAAAAUCUCUCAAAAGAUGAAAACCACUCAAGAUUCUUUGAGUUUACAAUGAGUUUUUUUUAAUGAUUACUCUUUAUACCUCAUUCCUUUUAAGUCUCACAAUGAUUAUCACCUCCAAAAUCAGCUUCAUUUUAUCCCAUAUCAAAUCAUCAUGGUGUCGUUACUGGAUGACUUACCCCUUAGAUUGUUCCUGUCACCCCUCUAAACAUACUAUUUGAGACAUUCACAAAUAUAAUCACUUACUACGCAUAAAGAAUCAAUGAUAUUCCAAGCGUCUAUUAAAAAGUUGUUUGAGACCAUCUCCUACACAUUCUUUAACAUACCACGUUUCAUUGAGUUGACUACACCUUCUCUCUAAACCUAUAACCCCUUUUUGGUAAUGUAAUCAUCUCCACUUGUUGCAUUGAUGUUUUAAAAUACCAACCUAUUGUUUAAUAACUUCAGAACGUAAAUUUUUUUUUACUAUUCCUUCAGCCUAAUAGUAAUAACUACCUCCCAUUGUUCAACGUACCAGAAACAGAUGAUCGUUUAAGAAUUAAUUAACUUUCUGCAUAACUCACUGGUGUUUAAACAAACUAUAGAAUUUAAUAAUAAUAAUUACAAAUUGUCACAGAACGUUCCCUAUUAAACUGUCUAGAUGUCUGCUCCACAUUACCCUCUGCGUCCUUUACAUCCCGAUAUAGCACAACUAGCACGACUCUCUUUCACCCGUUUACUAAAUCAUGGCAUUAGUCAAUUAUAUCCACAAACCACUACUACAUAAUAACAUAUUUUCAUUGACCUUUCUAGAAAUAAUUAUUUUAAUACCAGUCUACUUAAACAAUCCAAUGCAACAUUUCUCAUCUCCCAAUUAACCUACUUUCUUUUUAACACAGAAAACCCUCUACAAUCUCUUUUAUCCUCUACCGCUGUCUUUCUAUCUAACGGUAUUUUAGCAGGUUACAAAUUAUUGUUAAGUUAUAGUCAAAACACAUAAAACCUCUAUUCACAGAGAUGCCACUUUAAUGACCUCCCGAGUGGCGCAGUGGUCUAAGGCACUGCAUCGCAGUGCUAGCUGUGCCACUAGAGAUCCUGGUUCAAAUCCAGGCUCUGUCGUAGCCGGCCGCGACUGGGAGACCCAUGGGGCGGCGCACAAUUGGCCCAGGGUAGGGGAGGGAAUUGCCGGCAGGGAUGUAGCUCAGUUGGUAGAGCAUGGCGUUUGCAACACCAGGGUUGUGGGUUUGAUUCCCACGGGGGGCCAGUAUGAAAAAUAAAAAAAUUAUAUAUGCACUCACUUACUGUAAGUUGCUCUGGAUAAGAGCGUCUGCUAAAAUAUACUAUGUUAUCCUAUCCGUCAUGGGUUGGUAGGAUAAUCUUAUCAAUUAAACAGUUUUGCUUCCUUGCCUACAUGGGCUUCAACCAGGUACCCUCUGCACACAUUAACAACAGUCACCCUCGAAGCACCAUUACUCGUCAUUCAACAAAAGGCGCGACCUUGCAGAGCAAGUCAAAAAACCAAUCUAAACUCUACUAGUUAACACCACUAACUAGCUAGCCAUAUCCCAUCGGUAACACCCUUUUGACAUCCUUCUCCGGAGCAACCAUUGAUCCGUGUACACUAAACGUAACCCAUAAUGACACUUACAGCUCUCUCACGUUCAGCUAACCCCAGUUGCUAACACCCACAGAUCAACACCUAGAAACUCUCCAAACAACAAAUAAAAACCAUUCUCAAACAGCGUUCUGCCUUUCCCUCUAUCAUAGGGUUAAAACUAACUUGACAACUUUAACAAUAGAUUGCUCGAGUAGCUUCAUGUUUGGUUCAGUUUAUCUGUUAUGAUAUUGUGUCAGUAAUAUCUCUGUAGUGACCUCAGCUACAAGUUCCUAUAUUCCUCAGUUGAUGUUAUCUUUCAUACUCUGCUCCCUUCCAAUACUGCUUCAUUAUCCGUGGUGUUUUUUUAAUACUCUUUUUAUUCUCUUUGUCCCCUUGCUUCACUUUCCAUUAAGAUAAGACACCCGCUUCCCUGUGCGUCGUCCCUAUACUAUACUAUUAUUAUCCCCUUUAUCAACGAAGAUAAUACCAAUCCGCCAUUACUAGAAGUCAGCAGAUCUGGUAACUGUCCUUUCUAAGUAGGCUACAAGUAAUAAACCAAACACUUGCUGUAGUUGACAAGCAUAUAUUGAAUUUAUAUCCAUAUUAUCAAUAUCCAAUUAAUUGAUAGACGUUACGCCACCAUUCUCAAUCGUUUAAUCUAGCACACCAUUAUGCAACCCCCAAAAAAUGUCUACCUCGAAAUCAUCUCGCUAUUCCUGUUAAAUAAGUGAGUCUUUCCAUUUGAACCCAGCACGUUGAUAAAUCUUCCAUUCUACAUCACCAAACCAAAUACUUUGUAGUAUCUAUCUAAGCAACACAUACCAACAGUAGAAUUACACUCAGAAACCCAGAUUUGUUUACUCUAUGCCAUUGCCCCAAUGCUAUUGAAAUGACAAUGAAAUCCCACAAAUUGCGCAAUUAUACUGGCUUAUCUUCUCACCAUCCGAUACAAAACGAAGUUCCUUCACUACAUCACCUUACCUCCGCAAUGAUAAUUAGUUUAAUGGAAACCCCAAAUUGUCUUUGUACUAUAUUAUACGUUAUGUCUAUAACUUCCACUCCUUAUGGGCAGUUCAUUUCUUAAACCUUAUCUCUAUCAAAUGAUCCAUCAACGUCUCAAACUCAGAAAACCUGUAUUUAUUAUUUACCACCCCUGACGUACGUCUACGUUUGGGUGAGCAAGUUAAUACAUACAGUGAGGGAAAAAAGUAUUUGAUCCCCUGCUGAUUUUGUACGUUUGACCACUGACAAAGAAAUGAUCAGUCUAUAAUUUUAAUGGUAGGUUUAUUUGAACAGUGAGAGACAAAAAAAUCCAGAUAAACGCAUGUAAAAAAUGUUAUAAAUUGAUUUGCAUUUUAAUGAGGGAAAUAAGUAUUUGACCCCCUCUCAAUCAGAAAGAUUUCUGGCUCCUAGGUGUCUUUUAUACAGGUAAAGAGCUGAGAUUAGAAGCACACUCUUAAAGGGAGUGCUCCUAAUCUCAGCUCGUUACCUGUAUAAAAGACACCUGUCCACAGAAGCAAUCAAUCAGAAUCCAAACUCUCCACCAUGGCCAAGACCAAAGAGCUCUCCAAGGAUGUCAGGGACAAGAUUGUAGACCUACACAAGGCUGGAAUGGUCUACAAGACCAUCGCCAAGCAGCUUGGUGAGAAGGUGACAACAGCUGGUGCGAUUAUUCGCAAAUGGAAGAAACACAAAAUAACUGUCAAUCUCCCUUGGCCUGGGGCUCCAUGCAAGAUCUCACCUCGUGGAGUUGCAAUGAUCAUGAGAAUGGUGAGGAAUCAGCCCAGCACUACACGGGAGGAUCUUGUCAAUGAUCUCAAGGCAGCUGGGACCAUAGUCACCAAGAAAACAAUUGGUAACACACUACGUCGUGAAGGACUGAAAUCCUGCAGUGCCCGCAAGGUCCGCCAGCUCAAGAAAGCACAUAUACAGGCCCGUCUGAAGUUUGCCAAUUAACAUCUGAAUGAUUCAGAGGAGAAUUGGGUGAAAGUGUUGUGGUCAGAUGAGACCAAAAUCGAGCUCUUUGGCAUCAACUCAACUCGCCGUGUUUGGAGGAGGAGGAGGAAUGCUGCCUAUGACCCUAAGAACACCAUCCCCACCGUCAAACAUGGAGUUGGAAACAUUAUGCUUUGGGGGUGUUUUUCUGCUAAGGGGACAGGACAACUUCACCGCAAUCAAAGGGACGAUGGACGGGGCCAUUUACCAUCAAAUAUUGGGUGAGAACCUCCUUCCCUCAGCCAGGGCAUUGAAAAUGGGUUGUGGAUGGGUAUUCCAGCAUGACAAUGACCCAAAACACACGGCCAAGGCAACAAAGGAGUGGCUCAAGAAGAGGCACAUUAAGGUCCUGGAGUGGCCUAGCCAGUCUCCAGACCUUAAUCCCAUAGAAAAUCUGUGGAGGGAGCUGAAGGUUUGAGUUGCCAAACGUCAGGCUCAAAACCUUAAUGACUUGGAGAAGAUCUGCAAAGAGGAGUGGGACAAAAUCCCUCCUGAGAUGUGUGCAAACCUGGUGGCCAACUACAAGAAACGUCUGACUUCUGUGAUUGCCAAAAAGGGUUUUGCCACCAAGUACUAAGUCAAAUACUUAUUUCCCUCAUUAAAAUGCAAAUAAAUGUAUAACAUUUUUGACAAUCUGGAUUUUUUUGUUGUUAUUCUGUCUCUCACUGUUCAAAUAAACCUACCAUUAAAAUUAUAGACUGAUCAUUUCUUUGUCAGUGGGCAAAUGUACAAAAUCAGCAGGGGAUCAAAUACUUUUUUCCCUCACUGUACAUAUUAUUUAAAUUAUUACUAUAUCACCUCUCUAGUAAUCGAUUACACACAUAAAAUUCAUCCUAUUUUCACAUCGUCACAUACUCCAUAUAGAACGUUAGAAACUCCUAGAUACUCACAUCAAACAAUCCCUUCGUGUUUUGUUUAACGAUCCUCACUCAACACAAAUCAACUUCUUCAAACAUACUCCUAUCGGAACCAAAAAAACAGAUCAGAUUGUAGUUUCAAGGACACUGACCUUCCUGUCAUUGUAUCCUCACCGGUUCUCUAACCUUCAGAAAACCCCUUCAAAGUCAAGCCUCUCAUUAAAACAUAUACUUCUCCACUACACUUUAACAUAACCCACGUUCUCCAUACCACUCCUUGAUAUCAUAUGAUGGGCAUUGAUGUGGUCCUCUGUAGCUCAGCUGGUAGAGCACGGCGCUUGUAACGCCAAGGUAGUGGGUUCGAUCCCCGGGACCACACGUACACAAAAAAAUGUAUGCACGCAUGACUGUAAGUCGCUUUGGAUAAAAGCGUCUGCUAAAUGGCAUAUUUGUUUAUAUUUAUGUACGGAACCACAAUAUAAUGUUAUAUCAAAGCUUAUUAUCCAAACUUAUAUCAACUUAUCAUACACAUUCAUAUAAUUUAUAGGUCACUGGUUUCAUUGACAGGCCUCCUCUACAUCCUGCCUUAUACCACAAAUACAAAACUCUGGUCUCGAUAGACUCUUCCACCAAAGGGACCAGAAGUACUGUAUGUUAGUUUCCAAUGCACGUUCCAUGUUUAACGUCUGUUUAUGAUGAAGAUGAUUAAAUAAGAAGUGAUACACACACACAUACACAUGUCCACACGCAUGCACAAACACAAACAAACACAAACCACAUACUAAACUAACCUCUCUCUUUUCUCUUUGUCUCUGUAGGUAUCUCCAUGCCCAUUCCUGUCCUAGGCCUGCGGGACCACACCAAGGUGUUCAAAGACGGCAGCUGCCUGCUGAGAGAUGACAGUUUUGUCCUGGUGGGCUCCUUCAUGGCCUUCUUCGUCCCCCUCACCAUCAUGGUGGUCACCUACUUCCUGCCCUGCAGACUGAAGCUACCCUCUGCCUGGACCAGCUGGUUCCCCAGCCCAAAUGGAGCGCCACCUUGACCCUGGGCUUCUACCCCCAGGCGUCACUCUCCUCAGAGAAGCAAUUCUUCAGGCUUUCGCUCAGCCGCGACACGGGAGGGGUAGGAGGAGGGGUCAUCAGACCUGGGUGGAUCCGCGGUAAAGGCAUUACAUCAUGCAGUCAUAAAGCAACGAGCAGAAGGCCUCCAAGGUCCUGGGCAUGGUCUUCUUCCUGUUUUUGGUCAUGUGGUGUCCAUUCUUCUUUACCAACAUACUGUCGGUGGUGUGCGGGGAUGGGGGGGGGGGGGGCUGCUGACUGUGUUUGUGUGGGUGGGAUACCUCUCCUCAGCCGUCAACCAUCUGGUAUACACUCAACAAGACGUACCAUGCAUCCUUCUCCCGCUACAUAUGCUGCCAGUACAGCCCAAGGAGGAAGCCUCUGCAGCUUGUACUGGUCAACACCACCCUCCACUGGCAUACAACUCCACUCAACUGGCCCUGCAGGAAUUGGGUCCACAGCGCUGGAGGACCCAGGGAUUCCUAGCUCUGUGGUGA